GUCCCAGCUCGGCCCAAGACCCCUGGGCGUGGUGGGCACUGGCCUCUGCUGUCGGAUCGGGGCUCCCAGACUCUGCACCCAAAGUUCCCGUCGGACCCGAGCGGGGAGGAACUCCCGCGGCGGGCGGAGGCGGAGAUGGCGGAGGGCGGUGGGACGUGAUGCGGUAGUCGGGGCCGGGCCUUGUCGGAGCAGCUGGAGACCCCCUCGGUCGGGUCCAGCAGGUGUCUGGUCUUGCUGGCCCAGCAAGCCUGAUAAGCAUGAAGUUCCUUUCUUUGGUGGCCGUGGUCGGGUGUUUGCUGGUGCCCCCAGCUCAAGCCAACAAGAGUUCUGAAGAUAUCCGGUGCAAAUGCAUUUGUCCACCUUAUAGAAACAUCAGUGGACACAUUUACAACCAGAAUGUGUCACAGAAGGACUGCAACUGCCUGCACGUGGUGGAGCCCAUGCCAGUGCCCGGCCACGAUGUGGAAGCCUACUGCCUACUGUGUGAGUGCAAGUACGAGGAGCGCAGCACCACCACCAUCAAGGUCAUCAUUGUCAUCUACCUGUCUGUGGUGGGUGCCCUCUUGCUCUACAUGGCCUUCCUGAUGUUGGUGGACCCUCUGAUUCGAAAGCCAGAUGCAUACACUGAACAACUGCAUAAUGAGGAGGAGAAUGAGGACGCUCGCUCUGUGGCAGCAGCCACUGCGUCCCUCAGUGGACCUCGAGCAAACACAGUCCUGGAGCGCGUGGAAGGUGCGCAGCAGCGGUGGAAACUGCAGGUGCAGGAGCAGCGGAAGACGGUCUUCGAUCGGCACAAGAUGCUCAGCUAGACGGGCCAGUGCAGGUGGCUCCAGGACGGGAGGCCAUGGCUCCAGCUUCUGGGGCUGGACGGAGCCAGGGGGCCACUUCUCCCCUUCCCUCAAUGCCAGCCUUCCUUGGGUCUUCCCUUUAAAAGCCCGUGGCUUUUUUCCUUCCCCCUCUUUAGAAAUGUUGUGCUCAGCUGUUUUAAUUAGGGAAGAGCGAUGGGGUCUCCGAUCUCAGGCUUGUCUCCUCUGGGAUUGAGAGGAGGGGGAAGGCCAGAAGGAAUAGAGACAUUUGAGGUGGCCUCAGGAUUGGAUGGAAUCUGUCUCUCCUUGCUCCACCCUUGCCAUCCUUCUGGUUCCAAAUCUUGGGAACUUUAUUACCCUUUGGAAGGUGGAGCUGGGUCAGCAGGAACUCAUUCUUGGGAGGAAAACAUGGUCCAGCAUCCAGCAUGUGCCUCCUUUCUGUUGUGGUUCUUCCUGCCACCUUCCAGCCCCAGUGAGGCCUGCUUCCAGUCCCGGGGAUGACUGAUGGGAGAGCUGGUCCCACUGGGCCCCACUGUGCUCUUCAGGACACACCGGGAGCCUGGUGUGCUCCCAUGUUCUUCCUCUGCUGAUGCAUGGCAGUGCCCGUGCAUUCUUGCCUCCUCUGCCACCUGUCCCCUCACUCCCACUUCAGGACCCAGGCAGUUCCCCCACCUCUCCCCAGUGUCUGCAGCUUCUGAGCCAGACGGUUGGUUGGACCGUGCGACACAAGGGCACGAGCAGUGGGUCUGAAUGCCAUAGCUCCUAUCCUUGGAUAGCCACUUGUCCCCGAAUUUCAUUGUUCAAUGCAUGGAGAGAAAUGUUUGUCCUGUCAUCUUAGAGUUGUUUGUAAAUCAAGGAAGCCAUCAUUAAAUUGUUUUAUUUCUCUCACUUUCUGGAUUUUAAGAGAUUGAGGGAACUAAGAGAA
Cynocephalus volans (Philippine flying lemur) is the source of this 1731-nucleotide messenger RNA. It is a transcript of the gene TMEM9, whose product is annotated as transmembrane protein 9. The record is from RefSeq and is a predicted model, not a curated record. The coding region runs from base 258 to 809 and encodes 183 amino acids. Gene Ontology annotation, cellular component: lysosomal membrane. The transcript has 6 exons. NCBI's taxonomy places the organism in Eukaryota, Metazoa, Chordata, Mammalia, Dermoptera, Cynocephalidae.